Molecule: messenger RNA, 2899 nt
Organism: Doryrhamphus excisus (bluestripe pipefish)
Lineage: Eukaryota; Metazoa; Chordata; Actinopteri; Syngnathiformes; Syngnathidae
Source: RefSeq, a predicted model, not a curated record
ACGUGAUUGCGGGCAGGCCUUGGCAGAAAAUCGAGCGCUCCUUGGAGCGCAAACUGGACACAGGUUUGCUCGGGUCUAACUGUACGGUUCACUUAUUAGUUCCUGUACGCAGACAUGGAUUGCAAGAACGUGUGGGAGCCGGUGUCACAGUUAAGUGUGCUCAGGAUUUUGCCUCCGUUACGAGUUCAAGCUCGUUGUUUGUGUUAGCUAUUUAGCCAGCUAGCAUCGCGUAAGGAGCUCCGCAAAGACGCUCAGUCUGGUCCGGGCCUGCCUGGUGAUGGACGGAGCGGAUCCGCCAAACCACAGCGGGUCGACGUUCUGUUCACACUGGUGUAUGUGUGUAGCUAGUCCGCAGCAAUCCAAAACAACAGAACCGCCGCUUCCGUGCUCACAAUGAACAGAAGCCCGAGCCCACUGGCCCACUUGCCGGAAAACUCCUAUAAAAUGAGCGAGGAUGACGUGAGGAGGCUGAUCCACUUCAGAGCGUCCAACGAGAUUCUGUUUACCGCUCCAGCUAAGAGUUUGGAUCUUAUGGUUCUGGUCCAGCAUCAUCCUGAGGGGUCUGGGCCUUGAAGGGAAGCUGACGGCUGAACAGAUCGCAAAAAAGUGGGACAAUCUGCGCACCAAGUACAAGGACUUGAAACAGCCCUAUCAGGGUCAGGAGCCCCCGGGGGGCGUGACUGAGUCGUGGCCUUGGUUUCACAUGAUGGAUGAAGCCAUGCAGGGUCGACUGUACAACAGCCAACUGGUGCUGAGCAACCAGAACCAGGACAACCAGGACAUCCUGGAGUUCCUCAUCAAAACCGAGAUGGAGGACUCUGGGGCGACAACAGAAAGAGUCAAGGACGAUGUGACUGUCGCUGAGGCUCCACCCGCCGAGCGUGUUCCCAUGGGCUGGAGGAGGAUGAACGAGUGUUCAUAUAAAAUGUCCGAGACAGAGACAGACCGUUUGAUCAAAGUUCGAGCCGCCAACGAGGCCAUCUUCACUGGCAGGAAGCACACGGCCAGGCCGGCAUGGAGGGCUGUCCUUCAUGAAUUGGGUCUUCAGGGAAAGCUGACCACAGAUCAGCUGGCCAAGAAGUGGGACAACUUGAAGAGGAGGUAUAAGGAGCUAAAGUUUCCGGCGCGAGGCAUGGAAUCCAACCCGAGCUCGUGGCCGUGGUUCUACCGGAUGAACGAUGCCAUGGAGGGCCGCUUGGUCAACGCUGCGCCCGUUCUCACGCCCAUAGUGGAUGACGAAGACGAUGACUGUGAGUUGAUGUCGCCAACGCCCAAAAAGCGAGCAAGACGAAGUCGUGGCGGUAUGGCAGAGUUUCUGAACGAGUCGGAGAUGGACCUGCUGGUCGACGCAGAGGAAAAAAAUGCUUCUUCUGCGUUGGGAGAUUUGCAUCGAAUGUCCGAUUUCAGCUAUAAAUUGACAGAAGAAGACAUUAGGCGACUGGUGGAGCUGAGAGCUGCUAACGAGUCUUUGUUUACCGGCCGCAGGAACAGUGCCAAGCCGGCCUGGAGGGGCAUCGUAAAGGAACUGGGCUUGACGGGAAAAAUCACACCGGACCAGGUUGCCAAGAAGUGGGACAACCUGAAGACCAAGUUCAAAGACUUAAAGUUUCCUCCUCAAGGAAUGGAAGUUCACACCAGCCCAGCGUCCUGGCCGUGGUUCCAACUGAUUAGUGACGCCCUGGAGGGAAGAUUGGCAGGAAAAGCACCCCGGAUCACGCCUAUUUGGACCAAUGAGGAGGAUGCUGUCUUUGUCUCCUCCCCCCCACCGGCUGACAGUUUGAUAGCAGAGAGGACCGUGUGUGAGUUGGACUCUGUAGUGGGCGUAGACAGCAGCGAGCCCGACUGUAAUGUCACUUACAUCGACGCCAGCGGGGAGGAGUGUUCCACGCCGUCUGACUUGUCUUAUAAAAUGACCGACCUGGAUACUCGCCGCAUGAUUCAACUGCGAGCUGCUAACGAGGCCUUGUUUACCGGAAGAAGAAAUGCUGCCAAAGCUGCGUGGAAAGCCAUCAUCCAGCAGCUCGGUCUUCAGGGAAAAGUUUCCACAUACCAGAUGUCUAAAAAAUGGGACAAUCUCAAGCGAAGGUUCAAGGAUCUUAAGUACCCCCCAGCAGGCAUGGAGAGCAUCAGUGAUGGUGCCGCCUCCUGGCCAUGGUUCCACCUGAUGAAUGAUGCCAUGGAGGGUCGCCUGGUGAGUAGCGCCCCCCUCCUGACUCCUGUCACCCAGGGCGGCGAGCAGCACACCGAUCCUGCCCCCAGGCAACGGGCCCGCUCCGCCCCAACCCCCACUGACUAUGCCCAGGAGUCGUUUGGCGGCGGCGAGCAGGCCCGCUUGGUCGGUUUGGAACGGCAGUGGGAGGCGGUGCAGCGGGAGCAGGCUGCUAUGGAGCGUCAACGUGAGAUUCUGGAGGGAGAACGGGUGGCGGUGGAGCAGGAGCGAGCGGCGGUGCAGGCGGAAAGGCUGUGGCUAGAGCGGGAGCGUGCCGCGGUCGAGAGGGACCGUGCCAUGUUGGAGCAGGAGAGGGCAGGGCUGAGCAGAGAGAGGGAGAUGCUUGACCAGCGAGCACUGAUGCUGACGCCCGUCGUCCACUCAGGACACCUCAAUGCCCUCAUGUAGACUUCCCACCCACACCUCUGCUACCUUUGUUGGAGGACACUGGGCUCCUCAUUGUUGCGACUUCACAGACACCUUUGUAGAUUUUAUUUUGGUGAGCUGAUGCAGUUUCCUGUGUGUUGCCUUUGUAGGUAUUUGAUAGCAGUUUCUAUUUAUUGGAGAAAAGAAUGAUAAUGAGGGAGGCGGGACUUCACUUUGUGCCUCAUUAAUAGAAAUUAUUGAAGUUCUAAAGCCUUUUGUUCUGAAAAUAAAAGUGUGAUGCCAUAAAUUCACUUCCUGUUUGCU